Messenger RNA from Ipomoea triloba (trilobed morning glory), 3810 nucleotides. RefSeq names its product probable pre-mRNA-splicing factor ATP-dependent RNA helicase DEAH5. Gene Ontology annotation, cellular component: catalytic step 2 spliceosome; intracellular anatomical structure. Gene Ontology annotation, molecular function: RNA binding. NCBI's taxonomy places the organism in Eukaryota, Viridiplantae, Streptophyta, Magnoliopsida, Solanales, Convolvulaceae. Bases 208 to 3621 code for a protein of 1137 amino acids. The transcript has 3 exons. Gene Ontology annotation, biological process: spliceosomal complex disassembly. The record is from RefSeq and is a predicted model, not a curated record.
AUCCCUAUCGCCUCACGCUUCCUCUGCCUCGCCACCGCCCAGUCGCCCACCAGUCACCAGAUCGACGUCCAGCGAUCCUGCGGGAGUGCCGGUCCAGACACCAGUCGGCUCUAUCGCGUUUCAAGCUUCCUCGCCGGCAGCCGGCAACGUCUAACCGUCUUCACCCUCAGGCCUCAGGAGUUGCAGCGCUAUACCGGUCUGCGAAAUAUGGGGGCGCUGGUUGAAGAAGAUGGAUUGAAGAAACUAGAGUAUCUCUCACUUGUUUCGAAGGUGUGCUCGGAGCUGGAGACGCAUAUAGGCGUCGGGGACAAGGUUCUGGCGGAGUUCAUCACGGAAAUGGGCCGGAAAUGCGAGACCGUGGAGGAGUUUGAUGAAAAACUGAAGGAGAGCGGUGCUGAGAUGCCGGAUUACUUUGUUCGGACGCUGCUCACAAUAAUCCACGCAAUUCUUCCUCCGAAGCCCAAGUCUGAGUCCGAGAAGGAUUCGAAGAGGACGGGUGAAAAAUUUUCUGCUUUGAAAAUCAAGGAUGAUAAGGAAAGGAUUAAGGAGUUGGAGAGGGAGAUUGAGGUCGAAGCGAAGAAGAACCGGGGAAAAGAUGAGGAAGAAGAUAGGCGGGACAGAGAUGAUAGACGAGAUAGGAGAAGAGAGAGGGAUAGAGAUGAUAGAAGAGAUAGGGGUAGAGACAGUAGAAGAGAUAGGGAUAGAGAUGAUAGACGAGAAAGGGAUAGGGGUGAUAGAAGAGAAAGGGGCAAUGAUGCUGAAUAUCGAAGUCAGGACAGGGACAGGGAUAAUAGAUAUGAUAGGAGGAAAAGAAGAGAUUAUGAUGAAGAUAGGGAUGAUGAUAGAAAGAAUGGGAUGCAUAGAUCGGAGGAACCUGAAUUGUAUAGUGUGUAUAAGGGGAGAGUCUCCCGGGUAAUGGACACAGGUUGUUUUGUUCAGCUGGAUGAGUGCAGAGGGAAGGAAGGAUUAGUUCAUGUUUCACAGAUGGCAACUCGGAAGGUUGCAAAUGCAAAAGAUUUGGUGAAGAGGGAUCAGGAGGUAUACGUGAAGGUAAUUUCAGUGAGUGGGCAGAAAUUGAGUUUGUCCAUGAGGGAUGUUGAUCAGAAUACUGGAAAGGAUUUGCUACCACUGAAGAAGAGCUUAGAUGAUGAUGGUUUGAGGGAAAAUCCAUAUAGGGGAAAUAUGGAGGGGACUGGGACGAGAAUUGGGCUUUCAGGGAUUCGGAUCACAGAGGAUGAUGUUGUUAUCCCAUCAAGAAGACCAUUGAAGAGAAUGAGUUCACCUGAGAGGUGGGAAGCAAAACAACUCAGGGCUUCAGGUGUCUUAAGUGUCAAGGAGUGUCCUAUGUUUGAUGAAGAAGGGGAUGGAAUGAUGUAUCAGGAAGAAGGUGCUGAACAGGAGCUUGAGAUUGAGUUGAAUGAAGAUGAACCACCUUUCUUGCAAGGCCAGAGUCGGUACUCAGUUGAUAUGUCACCUGUGAAGAUUUUUAAAAAUCCUGAGGGUUCCUUGAGUCGAGCAGCUGCACUCCAAUCUGCUUUGAUAAAGGAGAGGAGAGAAGUAAGGGAGCAGCAACAAAGAACAAUGCUUGAUUCCAUCCCUAAAGAUCUAAAUAGACCAUGGGAGGAUCCAAUGCCUGAGACAGGUGAGAGGCAUCUGGCCCAAGAGCUGAGGGGUGUUGGUUUGUCAGCCUAUGAUUUGCCAGAGUGGAAGAAAGAUGCUUAUGGUAAAGCACUUACUUUUGGACAGNCAACACAGGUGACACAGUAUCUAGCUGAGGCAGGAUAUACUACAAGAGGUAAAAUUGGAUGUACUCAACCACGUAGAGUGGCUGCAAUGUCAGUGGCAAAGAGGGUUUCCGAGGAGUUUGGUUGCCGGUUAGGGGAAGAAGUUGGUUACGCCAUUCGUUUCGAGGAUUGUACUGGGCCAGAGACUGUGAUAAAGUAUAUGACAGAUGGUAUGCUGUUGAGGGAGAUACUGGUGGACGAGAGUUUGUCUCAGUAUUCUGUUAUAAUGCUUGAUGAAGCUCAUGAGAGAACCAUUUAUACUGAUGUUCUCUUUGGUCUCUUGAAGCAAUUAGUUAAGAGAAGACCAGACCUUCGCUUGAUCGUCACAUCUGCAACUUUAGAUGCAGAGAAGUUUUCUGGAUACUUUUUCAACUGUAACAUCUUUACUAUCCCAGGGAGAACCUUUCCCGUGGAGAUACUUUACACGAAGCAGCCAGAGAGCGACUAUCUUGAUGCAGCUUUGAUAACAGUCUUACAGAUUCACUUAACAGAACCUGAAGGUGAUAUCCUUCUUUUCUUGACUGGUCAGGAAGAGAUUGAUUGUGCUUGCCAGUCUCUUUAUGAGAGGAUGAAAGGUCUGGGUAAGAAUGUUCCUGAAUUGAUAAUCUUACCUGUUUAUAGUGCCCUGCCUAGUGAAAUGCAGUCUAGAAUCUUUGAGCCUGCCCCUCCAGGGAAGAGAAAAGUAGUUGUUGCCACAAAUAUUGCCGAAGCUUCUUUAACAAUAGAUGGCAUUUUUUAUGUUAUAGAUCCAGGUUUUGCUAAGCAAAAUGUAUAUAAUCCAAAACAGGGGCUUGAUUCAUUGGUCAUAACGCCUAUAUCACAAGCCUCAGCGAAGCAAAGAGCUGGACGUGCUGGACGAACGGGACCAGGAAAGUGUUAUCGUCUUUAUACAGAGAGUGCAUUUCACAAUGAAAUGUCUCCUACAUCCAUCCCUGAAAUUCAGCGUAUUAACCUUGGGAUGACAGUGCUUAACAUGAAAGCUAUGGGUAUUAAUGAUCUUUUGUCCUUUGAUUUCAUGGAUCCUCCCUCUCCUCAAGCACUAAUAUCCGCCAUGGAGCAGCUGUUCACUCUAGGAGCUCUUGACGAAGAGGGGCUGUUGACAAAGUUGGGUAGGAAAAUGGCUGAAUUUCCUAUGGAACCUCCACUGUCCAAAAUGCUCCUCGCCAGUGUAGACCUUGGAUGCAGUGAUGAGAUUUUGACCAUCAUUGCAAUGAUUCAGACGGGCAAUAUUUUUUACCGACCUCGGGAGAAACAAGCACAAGCUGAUCAGAAAAGGGCAAAGUUCUUUCAGCCAGAGGGUGAUCAUCUCACCCUUCUCGCGGUUUAUGAAGCAUGGAAAGCCAAAAAUUUCUCUGGACCCUGGUGCUUCGAAAACUUUGUACAAUCACGGUCUUUAAGGCGUGCUCAGGAUGUCAGAAAACAGCUCCUUUCCAUCAUGGACAAGUACAAACUGGAUGUUGUGAGUGCUGGGAAAAAUUUUACAAAGAUAAGGAAGGCCAUAAGUGCAGGUUUCUUUUUCCAUGGUGCUAGGAAGGAUCCACAAGAAGGGUAUAGAACCCUGGUUGAGAACCAGGCAGUAUAUAUACAUCCUAGUAGUGCUGUAUUCCAAAGGCAGCCAGAUUGGGUUAUUUAUCAUGAGCUUGUGAUGACAACAAAGGAAUAUAUGCGCGAGGUCACGGUGAUUGAUCCCAAGUGGCUUGUAGAGCUAGCACCGCGGUUUUUCAAAGUGGCUGACCCGACUAAAUUAAGCAAACGCAAGAGACAGGAGCGCAUUGAACCUCUUUACGACAGAUAUCACGAGCCUAAUUCUUGGCGGUUGAGUAAAAGGCGCGCUUGAUAUGUACAUACUUCAACAAUGCACUUACUAUUUUCCAGGAUUUGUUCAUAAUAUCAUAUGUUCACACUUUGCUCAAUGUAUAGGGGCUCCUGCAUGGGAACAAUUCAAAAGGAUGUAUUAUUCCUAUAUGCAAAUGAGAGCCAUUAAUGUUAUUGAAAUAUUUCACAUGAUGCAGUCGUUUUAGUGUAA